Molecule: messenger RNA, 3419 nt
Organism: Mobula hypostoma (lesser devil ray)
Lineage: Eukaryota; Metazoa; Chordata; Chondrichthyes; Myliobatiformes; Myliobatidae
Gene: wdfy1
Product: WD repeat and FYVE domain containing 1
Exons: 13
Coding region: 209-1498 (429 amino acids)
Biological process (GO): positive regulation of toll-like receptor 3 signaling pathway; positive regulation of toll-like receptor 4 signaling pathway
Cellular component (GO): early endosome
Molecular function (GO): protein binding; metal ion binding
Source: RefSeq, a predicted model, not a curated record
AAAGUGUCAAACACCUGCAUCAGGACUGGUGAAUUUAUAACACGCUUUUUAUGCCCCGGUAUCUCGAUCAAACCAAUUGCAUUCGUAACCCGAAGCUGGAUGCCAAUCAUUUGCUAAUGACAGCUUGUUUCGGCCUCCUCUAUUGGAGUGAAUACGGUAAACAGAAAGAAAAAGCCUGUCAGCUGAUCACUGUCUAAAAGGCAGUAAGAUGGCGGCAGAAAUCCAUUCCAGGAUGCAAAGCAGUCGGCCGGUGCUGCUGAACAAAAUCGAGGGGCACCAGGACACGGUAAAUGGGGCGAUCCUUAUCCCGAAGGAGGACGGGGUGAUCACAGUGAGCGAGGACAGUGAGAAUAAUCAAAGACUGCACCCAUCCUGGACAUUCUCUCUUCCCUCUCCCAACAGAACAAUACGUGUGUGGUUGAAACGAGACAGUGGUCAGUACUGGCCAAGCAUCUUUCACACAUUAUCAGCACCCUGUUCUGCCAUUGCCUACAAUCCCGAUCACAAACGGAUUUUUAUCGGACAAGAUAAUGGAGCAAUUGUGGAGUUCCUCAUGGCUGAAGAUUUCAAUAAAAUGACUUACAUAAAGACUUACCCAGCACAUCAACAUCGUGUUUCUGCAAUCAUAUUUUCUCCAGAGAGUGAAUGGGUUAUAAGCACAGGGCACGACAAAUACCUCAGUUGGAUGUGUACCAGAAGUGGAUGUCUGCAGGGAAGACACUGCUUUAGUGCAUGGACUUCAUGUUUACAAUACGAUACGGAAACCAGCUAUGCAUUUGUUGGUGAUGCCUCUGGACAGAUCACAUUAUUGAAGCUCGAACAGAACUCUUGCAGUACCAUUUCAACAUUAAAAGGACAUGAAGGUGGCAUUGGUGCCCUUUGGUGGGAUCCACUCCAACGGCUACUGUUCUCUGGGGCAUCUGACAACAGUGUUAUUAUGUGGGACAUUGGUGGGAGAAAAGGCAGGACUUUACUACUUCAAGGUCAUCAUGACAAAGUACAAUCUCUAUGCUACUUGCAGCUAACACGACAGCUGAUCUCCUGUGCAGCUGAUGGGGGAAUUGUGGUUUGGAACAUGGAUGUCCACAGAGAAGAGGCUCCUCUAUGGCAAGAAAGUGAUUCUUGCCAAAACUGCAAACAGCCAUUCUUCUGGAAUUUGAAACAGAUGUGGGAUACAAAGUGCCUUGGUCUGCGACAGCAUCAUUGUAGAAAAUGUGGUAAAGCAAUAUGUGGGAAAUGCAGCACAAAACGUUCCAUCUACCCGGUGAUGGGCUUUGAGUUUCAGGUACGAGUGUGCGAUGACUGCUUCAGCACUGUCAAGGAUGAAGAUCGAACUUCCUUGGCAACAUUUCAUGAAGGCAAACAUAAUAUUGUACAUAUGAAUUUGGACAGUGCAAGAGGAUUAAUGGUAACGUGUGGAAAUGAUCGCAUUGUGAAGAUCUGGGAUAUGACACCUGUUAUUGGCUGCAGUCUGGCAACAGGUUUUUCUUCCCAUUGACUUCUAAUCUCCGUAACAAUGCACUUUUCACCUACCCAGCUCAGCUGGCCCUGUCUACUUGCUACAAGGGGAUAGUGCUAUAACAGCUGACGAGAGGUUCGGCUGACAAUCUGCUCUGCGUAUGGGACCGGACAUCCACUUAGCAAAUAUUGUAUCCAACUCCAUAAGCACAGGAAAACUCUACAAAUGGAAAUUUAAAACUUUUCUGAUUAAAGAAUUGUAACAUAGUACUGAUAAUACAUAUAGUAUAUUCUAUAUUCUGUGCAAAAGCUAAACAGAUUUAAUAGAUGUCUAUAAUGAAGCAAAACUGUGGAAGACAAUUUUUAGAUACAAAAUGUGAGAUAUAUCCUGGUCAGAAUGCAAUUUUGAAAUUGAUUAUUGUAGUGAUACUCAGUCUGUUUACAGUAUAAUCAUUUUCAAUGUUGUCUUAUUAUUCCGACACAGAUUCCUGUCAUACGCAAUUUAUGACCAGGCAUGAAUAAACAGGAGGCACUUUAUAGGGAAUUCAGGCUGCAAUUUUAUAUCAAAAGUGGAAAUGUGUGGGUAUACAGGGAAAAAAUGGUCCAUCAAUCCAUUUCUUUCAAAUGGUGGCAAGUCAGAAGACCUGGUUUUUCUUCCAUGCUUACAAAGUAGGUACAUUUUUUAACAGCAGCUCAUAAUCUGAUAGAAGCAUGAAAUAAUUCUUUUGAAUGUGCUGUAGAGACAGGUUCCUAGGCAUUUUCAUGAACUUUGAGGAUUUUUUUUCAUUUUGCAGAUGAAAUUUUGAAAUUAAGUCCUUUCACAUGGUUUGUAGUAAUUAAUUAUAUCUUUAGCUGGGUUUGACUUGUUAAAGUAGCAGUUGGGCUAAUUGUAUGCAGAUUAUAGUUUCAGUAAAAGUACAUCCUGUUAUUUUUGAUGGCACCUGUUCUGUGAUUUCACAUGUUUGCUUAACAGUCUUGGUUAAUGUUCCUGAAGUCGGGCUGCACACCUGCAGUGAGCAGUUUGCAGAAAACUGAAGAAUGGUGGUUGAAGUACUACCUCCACCUUUAGUUUAAACUAAUUGUUCACUUUAAAUGAUAGGGUAUUUUAACUGUGUGGUUCCAACAGUCAUUCAACCAAGAAGUUAACUUACACUUCUAGUUUUGUUCUUUUUUUUUAAAAAAUGCAAACCUCUGCCACAAUUUUUCAUGAGAUUAGUUUCAAGAAACAGGAAAUCAAAGGGUGCUCAUGACAUGAAAAUACAAUGGCAUUGUAAUAAAUUCACGCCUGGCAAGGGAGAGUACUGCUGCUGUAGCUAAACCACUUUUUAAAAGAAAUGACCGACAUAAUUUUUUCCACUGUAAUAAAUAACAGCAUUUAAUGAUUUACAUGUGCACAAUUAUCUUAUGAGACUUUGCAUUAUCUUUCUCUCAGUUAUUUAACAUUCCACUUGUUUGGUUAAGGAGUGUAUACAUUUUGAAAUGUUUUCUUAUUUUCACUACUGUUUUACCUUGGGGAGAAAUUUGUCCUUGUCAGCUGGCAUUAAUCACUAGCAAGCGUAUUGAUCACUGGUUGGAAUUAUUAUCUGACUUUUCCAAUGAAGUUCAGAGAUAAGUACAGUCAGAGGACAAUAAUCUUGCUGGUGUUUAACAUUAACAACCAAGACUUGUUUCUCCCUUUCCCUAUGUUAUUUAUUUCUCUUCCAUUUCAAAUGGUGUACUGGGUGAAGGGAGCAAAAUGGGUAAGUGGACCCAUUUAACUAGUCUUGUUAAAGGACAGACUAGUUCAUGCGGCAUAUUUGUAUUUACAAUACGUGUGGUGGGUCUGAAGCAGUCAAUAACAAAAUUUGGUCCAGUUUUCCAUCUCCUCACCUUUGCAAAACAAAAUACAUAGUUUGUCUAUCUUGGUGAAGCUUGUUGAAAAUAAGUCUGUCUGAAGCUGCAAAAUGUAUUCUGCUCAGUUU